Messenger RNA from Peromyscus maniculatus bairdii (prairie deer mouse), 3520 nucleotides. It is a transcript of the gene Rhbdl3, whose product is annotated as rhomboid like 3. The record is from RefSeq and is a predicted model, not a curated record. Gene Ontology annotation, cellular component: membrane. Lineage: Eukaryota; Metazoa; Chordata; Mammalia; Rodentia; Cricetidae. Gene Ontology annotation, molecular function: serine-type endopeptidase activity; calcium ion binding.
GGGACGAGCGCCGCAGCCUGGGCCAUGGGUGAGCACCCCAGCCCCGGCCCCGCAGUGGCCGCUUGCGCCGAGGCGGAGCGCAUCGAGGAGCUGGAGCCCGAGGCCGAGGAGCGGCUGCCCGCCGCGCCAGAAGACCACUGGAAAGUCCUGUUUGAAAAGUGUGACCCCGGGAGCACCGGCUACAUCAGCACGGGAAAAUUCCGGAGCCUGCUGGAGAGCCACAGCUCUAAGCUGGACCCCCACAAAAAGGAGGUGCUGCUAGCUCUCGCGGACAGCCACGCCGACGGGCAGAUCUGCUACCAGGACUUUGUCAACCUGAUGAGCAACAAGCGGUCCAACAGCUUCCGCCAGGCCAUCCUCCAGGGCAACCGCAGGCUGAGCAGCAAGGCCCUGCUGGAGGAGAAGGGGCUGAGCCUCUCCCAGCGGCUCAUCCGCCACGUGGCCUACGAGACCCUGCCCCGGGAGAUUGACCGCAAGUGGUACUACGACAGCUACACCUGCUGCCCUCCGCCCUGGUUCAUGAUCACAGUCACCCUGCUGGAGGUUGCCCUGUUCCUGUACAACGGGGUCCUCCUGGAUCAGUUUGUGCUGCAGGUGACGCAUCCCCGGUACCUGAAGAACUCUCUGGUUUACCACCCGCAGCUCCGCGCACAGGCUUGGCGCUAUGUGACAUACAUCUUCAUGCAUGCAGGGGUCGAACACCUAGGACUCAACGUGGUGCUGCAGCUGCUGGUAGGCGUGCCCCUGGAGAUGGUGCAUGGAGCCACCCGAAUUGGGCUUGUUUACGUGGCCGGCGUUGUGGCAGGCUCCUUGGCUGUGUCUGUGGCUGACAUGACCGCACCUGUUGUGGGCUCUUCCGGAGGGGUGUAUGCGCUCGUCUCUGCCCACCUAGCCAACAUUGUCAUGAACUGGUCAGGCAUGAAGUGCCAGUUUAAGCUGCUUCGGAUGGCUGUGGCCUUGAUCUGUAUGAGUAUGGAGUUCGGUAGGGCUGUGUGGCUCCGCUUUCAUCCAUCGGCUUAUCCCCCGUGCCCCCACCCAAGCUUUGUGGCGCACUUGGGCGGUGUGGCCGUGGGCAUCACCCUGGGUGUGGUGGUUCUAAGGAACUAUGAGCAGAGACUGCAGGACCAGUCACUGUGGUGGAUUUUUGUGACCAUGUACACCAUCUUCGUGCUCUUCGCUGUCUUCUGGAACAUCUUUGCCUACACUCUCCUGGACUUGAAGCUGCCACCGCCCCCUUAAGGGACUGGAGGACCAAGGCGGGGAGGGGAAGAAGCAGAAGCAUCCUGAGGAAGCACCUGCAGUUUCUCAUCGCCAAUUCAGCAAGACCGGGGGCAGAGCAGGAGACUCUGGACCGGGAUAUAUGUGUUCAGUUUACAGGGGUGGGGGAGGGGACGGAUGCAGCUGCUGUCAUCUUCCGAGGCUGAUCCGAUGAUGCGGGGUCAGGGGGAAGGUCUGGGGAGGGUGAGAGGAGCUGUCCCAUGUGCUCCCCUCUCACUGCCACAGAGUGAGCACGUAGCCUUCUUCCUGGUUUUCCACCUGGAGAGACGCUGGCAUAUGGAGAAGUUCUGAGGGCAGCCACAGCCAGGCAGGGCUCCCCCAGCCCAGAGGUGACUGACUGUAGGCUAGAUCAUGUUCUCUCUGCCGUUCAAGGUCUGGUGCUCUGGCGGUAGACAUGUUGGCUUUGAUCUGGGGGAGCCCAGAGCACCCCAGGCUCAGAUCCUAUCAAUGGGUACAGUAGCAUGGCCCCUAGGACUGGGCAGGGCAGGAAGAUGCUAUAUUCUUGCCCUGGGGGAUCUGUGUGAGGGCCCCAUGCCUGAGACAAAGAACUUCAUUCCACGUUCCCCUUGGGAAAGGUCCAGGACCAAUCUUCCCUCUUCCUGCCUGGAGUUGUGAAUGCUGGCAUCUCAUACCAUCACCCCUACAUCCAUGCCCUACCUGGACUUUGGGGUCUUUUCUUUCCUCUCUACUGCCCAGACCCUACUUUGUGCCUCUCUUUUGGGUGUGGAGACAGGGUUUUGGGGUGUGUGUGUGUAUGUGUGUGUGUGUGUGUGUAUGUGUACGAGUGCGUGUGUACUGUCAGGCAUGUCAGAACCUGCAGAGGGAGGAAGUGGGGACAAUGUACACAUGAGGGUGUCUGUAAGGGAUCGCUGGAAUGAUGAAUGUCAUCAGUGUGCUGCAGCGUGCUUGCUCAGUAGCCUUGCUUUUAGCAUAACCGACUCCCCUCUUUCCCAUCUGGCCCUCCCAAACACCUCCUGAGCAUCAUCGACCAGCAGAAAAAUUGUCUGUGUUAGAAGGAAGACCAGAGCCCCACCAGGGCCUUUGGGAGGGAAUGCCCAGCUGUGUUCUGGUUCCCUCUGGGGUAGCCUUCAUGUCUGUUCCGCCUCCUGUAGGAGAGAGUCUUUGGGAUGAAAGAAAGCCCGGGACAGUGAUGCUAUGGCCAUCUCUCCAAGGAAGCUGUAGAAAAAGGUAUUUUGGUGAAAAACUUUGCCCCAGAGAAGAGCUGCUGGGAGCUUGGGUGAGCGUCCAGGGUGAGAGUAGCUGUAGACUGAGAUGGUUAGAUCUGGAAGGGGGUUGGAAGUGAGGUUGAGGGAAUGGUCUUGUGCUGCCCAUUCCCGGCAGCCUCAGCUGCCAGAGCAGGAGUUUGGCAAGGCACCCAGUGCCUGUGCCCCUCCUAGACAAUCUACUCAGGCUGGCACUAGCAGCUGCUGGGAUCCCCAAGCGGAGGCUGGGAGGCCAGUGACCUUUAUAUUGGCGUUGGGACUCACAGCCCCUGAGGGUCCAGCAUGAGGAACCACGGCCUGGGAAGGCCUGGAAAGUGAGGGGCCGAGCACACAGGAGCAAGAGCAGGAGGGUGGGCGCUGCUCCUGGGUCCCCUCCCGUUCCAGCAACAGUUCCCACCUGGUCUCCACUCUCCUGAGUCCCUCACCCCUUCCUCUCCAGUGUGGCCGCCAGUCAGGGCUGGGAUUCGGGGGGCAGUACCACUCUUCAUGCUGGUGGCUGUAGGUUGGCCUGGGGAAUCCCCAAACAGCCGCUAUGUUAACCCGCUUGCUUUUAAAGGGGAGAGGAGCCAUGGAAACCAGGGAAGGGAAACCAGGCCUUCAAAAAAGAGUGAUUUCGCUCUAAUGACACCAUUCAUCACUCGUUUUUUAAUUAGGAAAAGCUCCCUAAUGGGGCUCUUUUGACUCUCAAUUUCCAUGUGAGCCAUUCUUGCCUAGAGCAUUAGCGGAGGCAUUGCUCACCGAACCCAGAUCUUCCUCUAGUGUCCAAUUCAGUCUGCAGAUAAUGAGGAUUACCCAGUGCUGUGUGCUUCCCAGGGCGGGCUGCAAAGCGUUGACUCUCCUCUGCCUUAAAAACAGUGCCCGAUGGUGAGCUGCCCCUCCGAGGACUGAGUGAGUGAAAAACAGAACACUAGCCGCAAUGUUGGUUUCUAAAUAUUUUUGUAUUGUGUACAUUCUGUAUAUUUUUGUUGUAACAUAUUAUUUGAGCACAAAUUCCAUUAAAGAUUUUUUUUUUUUUUUAA